Branchiostoma floridae (Florida lancelet) is the source of this 4159-nucleotide messenger RNA. RefSeq names its product partitioning defective 6 homolog gamma-like. Bases 339 to 1424 code for a protein of 361 amino acids. Gene Ontology annotation, biological process: centrosome cycle; establishment or maintenance of cell polarity; regulation of cellular localization. Gene Ontology annotation, molecular function: protein kinase C binding. NCBI's taxonomy places the organism in Eukaryota, Metazoa, Chordata, Leptocardii, Amphioxiformes, Branchiostomatidae. The record is from RefSeq and is a predicted model, not a curated record. Gene Ontology annotation, cellular component: nucleus; cell cortex; apical plasma membrane. The transcript is spliced from 3 exons.
UCUGAAACAACCGAGAAAAUCGGACUUUCCUUGUGAAUUUGGGUGGUUUGAAUGAUAUGGUUGAGUUUUGGUUCCAGUAUUAGGACUAGGGGUGUUUCUAUCGGGUGUAUUUGUCCUUUGAUGUUUUGUUGCGGACAGUUUGGAAGUUGGGCGGGGAUAUGACGUCAUCAAAACACGCGUAUUCAAUUUCUUGGGGGCUGUCGCCUUCAUUAGAGAUGACACUAUGCACGGAGGGCGGACUUCGCGCCGGCUACACUGACUUCUAACCCUAUUUUACCCGUCUGGAGGACCAGGAACGCGCUAGAAAUACAACAGAAGAGGCAGGGAAGGCCUCGAGGAUGUCAGGGAAGUCAAAAUCGCUCGCUCGGGUGAAGAGCGGAGUCGUCGAGGUGAAAAGUAAGUUCGACGCCGAGUACCGGCGAUGGGCCCUCGACAAGACGACCAUCGAAAAAUUCGACGAUUUCUACCAACUUGUUGAGCGGAGACACCACCUCGCCGACAUUCCUUUUACCCUGUGCUACACGGACCCGCACGGGGAUCUCCUGCCCAUCAACAACGAUGAAAACUUCGUCAAGGCCAUGAGCACUGCGGCUCCGGUGGUCAGACUUAUCGUGCAAAGAAAAGGUGAAGACCAAGGAGAAUUCAACGGUUACGGAACGCUGAACAAGAGCAAGAAGUUCGGCCUCCCGGGACCGCUGUCAGCACAGAAGCCGAAGCCUCGUCUCCAGAUCAGCCAACCGCAAGACUUCCGAAGAGUUUCCGCCAUCAUCGACGUGGACAUUGUUCCGGAGACGUACCGCAGGGUCAAGUUACACAAGCACGGCUCCGACAAACCCUUGGGGUUCUACAUCCGCGACGGCACGAGCGUGCGCGUCACCCCGCACGGACUCGAGAAGGUUCCCGGGAUUUUCAUCUCCAGACUGGUUCCGGGCGGUUUAGCGGAGAGUACCGGAUUACUCGCAGUGAACGACGAGGUUUUGGAGGUGAACGGGAUCGAGGUUUUCGGGAAGUCGCUGGACCAGGUCACGGACAUGAUGGUGGCCAACAGCCACAACCUGAUCAUCACGGUGAAGCCCGCCAACCAGCGGAACAAUGCAGUGCGCAAGGGCUCGCUCAGCACCUCCGUGGGGUCCGGGCAUUCUGCGGGGUCGUCAACGGACGACAAACGAGAGUUGCUCAACGAAAAGGGGGCGCGGGAGUCGUCGUAUUCUAACGACGCGUAUCACAACGAUGAGACUCUGGAGGAGGAGGAAAGUGACGAGGAAGAGGACAUUAUCAGAGACGUGGUCGUCACGAAAACAAACGGUAGCGUGCCCUCCUCGGAACAAGAUGGUGAACAGGAAGAACAAGAAGAAGAAAAUGAGGCGGAAGAAGACCAGACCAACAGUAAAACAGACCAGGACAGUGCGGUAUACACGCUAUGAUGGGGGAGGGGGGCGUUACGGGCUAGUUACUUGUAAGUACUUCUAAUAGACAAACAAUAGAGAAUAAUAUGUGAAGAAACAGGAAGCCUGCAGUGGUGUGGUACUAGUUAUGGAGAAACUAAUUAAAGGCAAUAGCUGCAACUAAACAAAGGUGUAUAGAAAUACUAUUAACAAGCCUUUAAUUCAGUGGUGGGCAAUGUUGACAGAAAUGCUGGAAGAAUUUCUGACGAAAUAGUUGUAUUAGGUAUAACAUAUACAGUCACAGUUGUCAAAAAUCGUUCUUUUUACUAUGAAUUGUGAAACUGUGGGUUCUGCUGCAAGGAAAGAUUCGACAAUGUUUUUAUGACUGAAGAAACUUCUGUUGCGACUAGGAAAGCAUCAGUUGAGUCCUGCAAAAGAUGUCAUGCACACUUAGUAGGUAUACAGUCUAAGCAAGUUCUUCAGAAGCCAUCUUGCAUUCCGAUCUCUCUGUAACUCUGUGCUGGCCAGUAUCUGCAGCGAAAGUACCAGAACAUGUUCCAUGCUUCCCAUAUAGUUUACCCAGGAAGAAUUUAUGAAACAAGAUGCAAACGAUGAAGCAUAGACAGUCAUCAAUGUUUAAAGUUGUUCUUUGUGUGUGUAUAAAUUACUACGAUUAUUGUAAAUGGUCACCACCGAAUUCCUUUUGGGUAGUAUUGGGGUAUAUUUGUUGUUUGUUAUGUAAAAAGAAAUCCUUGGGUAUGAUUCUUACCGUGAAACUUUUACCUGAAGCAAAAAAAUGUCAUGAAGUGAAAAAGUUUACAGUUAAGAUGGGUCAGAGGUCACUGGCACUUACUGACCUCCAUAACCAAACCACCUUAAUGUUUUGCUUAGUUGUCUCGCUAACUAUGUUAGACCUAAUCUUUCUCAGUAUGCUUGUCUAAUUUAGGAUUAUUUGUCAACAGAAAUUUGUGUAAUGUCAGGGUAGAUUUGUUCUUUACUAAUGCUUUUGUACACCCUUUAUGUGUGGUCUAUUAAAGAGAAAGAAGACCUCUCACAUAAAAGGUGUAUUAAGACAAUUGUGAAUAGUUUCAUCAGGUUGGUGAGUCACUGAAUAAAGUCUUUUUACACAACCCUUGCUUUAUUUCUACCAACAAUAUUUGAUGACCGUCUGUCACCUUCUUCAGGGCAAUUCUGACUGGUUCACAUGGUACUGCAGCUAUAGAUGGCGCUGCUUAGUUACAGUAUGAACCUGUCAGAAUUGCUCUGAAGAAGGUGACAGAGGGUCACUGAAACAUCAGUGGAAAUAAAAACAAGGGUUGUGAAAAAAAAAAGAGUUACUUUAGUCAGUGUACACUUGGAGAUUUUUUAGCUUUGGGACCACCAUUGCACUGUGGAUAUUUAUUGUGAAAAGUGAAUAAUUGGUGGUAAUUUCCUGAAAAUAUCUGUCUUAAUCAUUUUGCAUAGCCAGGUAUCGCACCACAUCGCACUAUAAGUAGGGUACACUAGCAAUAAAAGCAAUGCUCACUAGGGGUAAUAUUAUGGCAUUUAACAUUUUAAGAUGCGUUUCACAUUUCCAUGUAAAUAUAUAAUUGAAGAAAGCGGUCAUAAGUGUGUGUAUCGUUGAGAAAUAAGAUUUGGCCAGACGAUAGUUAUUACUGUACAGCUCAAAUGGGGACCAUAUUUUUCAUGUUGUAGGAGAGCAAGCUCCCUCGGAUUUGAAGUGAGAAUGUCUGUAUGCCUGCAAUCGUGUAUAAGAAACAAAUUUGGCAAGAAAGAAACAAAUGGGAUGAUGCCUUACAAUGUGCUCGAAAACGCGCCAGAUAUACAUGAACUGCUGAUAUAUUGAAAUUUUAAUGUAUAAUACCCCCACCCCCACCAUUGUCAAUAAAACAGGUGGCUUUUGCAGCAUAGCACAGUGCCAGUUGCUGAGUGUACAAGAAUUAAGAAAUGCCUCAAUACAAGCAUUUUGUUGUAAUAUGCCUGCUAAAAAUAGUGAAAUGAAGAGAGUAUGCUUGUAGGGGCUUCACUUGUCCAAUUAUUACAGGCACUGUUUUCUGCUGCAAUGGCCACCUACAGGUCCUUAGGGAAUGGUGACAUCUUAUGUCAAUCAAGUUAGUUCAUGACAUCAGUGAAUGGAACAACACUGGGGUUACAAGGAAAAUUUCACAUAUCUUAGCUUUCAUGUACAUCUGAAAACAUGCAAAAAAGCUGCCACAGCCUAACCACUUUUCUCUGCUUUGUCGCCCAGAAUGCUGAUUAAUUUUGCGAGCACUCGUGACAAUCUAAUGUAUUCUGCUCCUCAACAUAUCGUGUGAGAGUACAGGAGAUCAUUGUGAAGGAUAAAUAAUUUGUGAUGGCAGAAUUCUCGUUUCGUGGCGAAGAUAUCAGAAAUUGGUAUUUUUGGAUCAAAAGAAGAAAAGUAUAAGGUAUAGUGGGAAUGGAUCCGUUGUUAAUGUUGGGUAAUUAUUAUCAUUUGCUACUUAGAAAAUUGUAUAUGUACUUAAUUUCCUCGAGGUAUGUGUUGUUUUGCUAGCACUUAUGACUAGGUUAGGUGAAAAAUUGUACUAAAACCCGUGUAUGUUGUACGUAUAGGUUAAUGUUGGUUGAAUGGAGAGCGUAUAGGGCUUGUUUUAUAUAUGAAGGGAUAUCAGGAGUAGGUGCUUUUAACAGUUUUUGUAUAUAAGUACCACUAUUUUUACUGCAAGUAUCGAUGCCGAAGCAGUCUGUCGGAAGGAUGACUUCAAUACAGCCUUUCAUGUGUCUUCACCAGUGUA